AUGGCUUCCGCAAGCGAGAAGAAGGCGGCCUCCGCGACGAAGGACUCGCCCAACACCAAGUCCUCCAAGAUGCACAGACGCUCGAGAUCAGAUGCUUUGAACAAUGCCGCCCAGUCUUACUCGGAGGACUCUCAAGACGAAUACGACCCCACCUAUGACCCGUCCUUUGCAACCACUCCCGGCCUCUUCGAUCCGUAUGGUCCCAACAUCUACAUGCCUCCCGAGUCAUAUGCGCAAGCCAUCCCAUGGGAGGUGGAUGUCAAGACGGAGCGUCACACCUAUGUUAAUGAUGAACUCACUCGGCGCGACUCGUCGAUAUCAACUUUUAGCACCUUCUACCCUCCACCUGCUCAUGCGACUUUGCCGUCAUACACCGGAGAUGACUGGGUACAGCAAGACAUCUUCGAAAGCCGACAGGACUCUUGGACCGAAGGCGACUUCGAUUUCAAUAACCUUGAUGUCCCCCACGUCGCGCAUCAAUUUGAACCUCAAUGCUCACUGGUCCAACUCGAGGAUUGCGAUCAGCCACUGUUCGAACACUUGCUACAAAGCGUCUUGCCACUGCUAUUUCCCGUCCUCGAGGCCUACCAACACGGCUCGGUCCGCUCAAACGUGAUAUUGCCUUCUCUAGAAAAUAACAAGGCCUAUCUCCAUUCCUGCCUCUUGGCUGCUGCUACUCACAUGAAGGGCAACGGACAAUUUUUGAACAACGCCGCAGACGACGAUGCGAUGCGCCAUAAGCUCGCCUUUGUGACGAUCGUGGUCGAUGCACUGAAUAGUGAUAGCCAACACACCGAAAUGCUCGAUGCUCUACUCGGGAUGAUUUCGAUGCAAUGCUGUGUCGGCUCAGCGUUGGAUCUUGAGAAGGAGUUGAUCCCCUGGCACCAGCACUUCCAAGCCGCGGCGGACAUUGUGCAGAAGCUCAACUUACCACAGAAUCUAGAGAGCAAUGCCCCGACAGGUGGUCAUCCACCGUUCAAUAUGAGUCUGACUGCGUGGAUCGACAUCCUCGGCGCCACCAUGCUCGGCAAGGCCCCGCGAUUCUCUCACACUUACAGAAACAUGUUCUUCGCCAGUGCAUCGACGGGACUCGAGAAAUUGAUGGGCUGUAACGACUACGUCAUGUAUCUUCUCUCAGAAGUUGCAUGCCUCGACUCGCUCAAGGUCGAGGGUAAACUAGACGACUUCGGGAUGUGCAGCCAUAUCACCUCGCUAGCCGGCACACUGGACUCAAUCGAGCCUCAAGAGCCUUUGCAGCUUCCGUUUAGCAGGACUGGCGUCCUCCGACCGAAACAGCUGACCAAGAACAUCACCGCCAUCUUCCGCAAGGCCGCUCGUGUCUACCUCUGCUCACUCGUGCCCGAGUACAACCGCUACCAGGCCGCAACCGUUAACCUGAUCUCGCAGAUGGCUGACCUCCUUCAAUUCAUCCCUUCCGGUCCCAACGGCUUCGACCGAUGCCUCGUCUGGCCCAUGCUUAUCUGCGGUGCGAAUUCGAUCCCGGCCUCUCCAUUCCGCCGAGUCCUCUCCGAGCGGUGCGACCUACUAGGCGAAGCCGCCGAUCAAGGUUCAUUUGGGAGAAUGGUGCGCCUGUUGCACGAGGUGUGGAGACGCAACGACGAUGUAGUUGUCUCCGCUGGAGUGUGUGAAGCCACCCCGGUGACGGCCGGAAGCCCUGGAGGAUCGAUCUCGACGCCAAUUACCGCAGCCGCCGCUCCCACCGGCACCGGAAGCCUAACCGGAACCACUUCUUCGACAACGACCGCGACAGUAGCAGUACCGAGGAACCAGAACGUCCACUGGCGGGACGUGAUGCAGCAAAACAAAUGGGAUUUUCUUCUGAUAUGA
Messenger RNA from Fonsecaea nubica, 1848 nucleotides. RefSeq lists its product as hypothetical. The record is from RefSeq and is a predicted model, not a curated record. NCBI's taxonomy places the organism in Eukaryota, Fungi, Ascomycota, Eurotiomycetes, Chaetothyriales, Herpotrichiellaceae. Bases 1 to 1848 code for a protein of 615 amino acids. The transcript is spliced from 2 exons. Gene Ontology annotation, biological process: positive regulation of transcription by RNA polymerase II. Gene Ontology annotation, molecular function: transcription cis-regulatory region binding; DNA-binding transcription factor activity. Gene Ontology annotation, cellular component: nucleus.